This is a messenger RNA of Rattus rattus (black rat), 10403 nucleotides long. RefSeq names its product ubiquitin protein ligase E3A (gene Ube3a). The transcript is spliced from 10 exons. NCBI's taxonomy places the organism in Eukaryota, Metazoa, Chordata, Mammalia, Rodentia, Muridae. Gene Ontology annotation, biological process: ubiquitin-dependent protein catabolic process; protein polyubiquitination. Bases 1087 to 3690 code for a protein of 867 amino acids. The record is from RefSeq and is a predicted model, not a curated record. Gene Ontology annotation, molecular function: ubiquitin protein ligase activity.
GAAAACCUUAUUCAUCUUCUGGCUAAAGUGAAAAUAAGGAGGCCAGAUAAUUAGAUGAAAGUUUCACUGGCAUGUACAAGGAAUUCAUUUUAAGUUGACAAAAUAUUUUACUUUUGGCUAGAUCCAAUAUGAUAGAGUCCAUACAGAAAAUUUAUAAUACUUGAAAUUUACUAUGUUACAUAAGAAAUUAUGGACAUAAAAAUUUAAGGGUUAUGCAGUUUUCACACAUGAAACAAAAUAUUUUUUAAUGAUUUAAGAAUACAAAAUAUUCUAAACUUCAACUGUAAAACAUAGUAGAUUUGGCAUAUGAGCUAUAAUUUAGUGACUUUUAUGUUAUGGAUUAACAUUGGGAGGUUAUCAAAAGCUAUAUUAUUUGUAUAUAUGUUUCCAAGUUUAGAGGCUUUUUACAUGUCCUGAAUGAAUCUGUAUGCCCUGAAUUUGGCAUUCAAGUGUAUAUCAUAUAUAAUGGAGAAAAGAAUAGUUUAUUAUCAUUAACAUGGUUGAUUAAUCAUAUUAUUUAACCAACCAUAUUAACCUAUUAAUUAACUUAUAUUAAUCAACCCAUAUUAACCAAAUUAGUCAACUUAAUAUGGUUGAUUCUGUGAGUAUUUUGGAGGUUUUAUUAUGACCUCUGUUUAAUUAAUAUUAUUAUUACUAUUAUUAGUGGGCUGCUAUUUGUAACUAGGUGCAAAGAAGCUAGUCAGUUACAAGCAUUUACUCUGCUAUCUCUCCUUUAGUAGUACUAAACUUUCAAAUUUUGGAGUCAAGCCUAGAUUUUAGUUUUGUCACAUGUGUGGCUUCAUAUGUCAUUCCUCUGAGAUUUAGUGGAAUGUGAGUUCUCUUGGCCAAGUCAUAUACGUGUGCAAAUGAUAGAAAUUGCAGCAAUUGCAAUCGUGUCUGACAUUUACCAGUAGGGCUUAGUAUUUAACAAGUAAUAUUUUUUUCUUAAGCAGGUAUACUAUUCCAUUAAUUAUUUUAGAAUUUCAUAUAUGAUACAAUGCAUUUUGUUCAUCUUCACCUCCUGUUUUUCUUCCUACCUCUUCCAAAAUCUACCGAAAUAGUCUAAGCACUUGUAAUUCUUAAAUCAUGAGAAUUCUGAAAUAUACCACCAUCCUAAGGAUGAGGAAGCUGAGACACAGAAAGGCUAAGAAGCGAGCAGCUGCAAAGCAUCUAAUAGAGCGCUACUACCAUCAGUUAACUGAGGGCUGUGGAAAUGAGGCCUGCACGAAUGAGUUCUGUGCUUCCUGUCCAACUUUUCUUCGUAUGGAUAACAAUGCAGCAGCUAUUAAAGCUCUUGAGCUUUAUAAAAUUAAUGCAAAACUCUGUGAUCCUCAUCCCUCCAAGAAAGGAGCAAGCUCAGCUUACCUUGAGAACUCAAAAGGUGCAUCUAACAACUCAGAGAUAAAAAUGAACAAGAAGGAAGAAUUUAAAGAGGUGGAAUACCUAACUGAAGAGAAAGUAUAUGAAAUUUAUGAAUUUUGUAGGGCGAGAGAGGAUUACUCCCCUUUAAUUCGUGUAAUUGGAAGAAUAUUUUCUAGUGCUGAGGCACUGGUUCAGAGCUUUCGGAAAGUCAAACAACACACUAAGGAGGAAUUGAAAUCUCUUCAAGAAAAGGAUGAAGACAAGGAUGAAGAUGAAAAGGAAAAAGCUGCGUGUUCUGCUGCUGCUAUGGAAGAAGACUCAGAAGCAUCUUCUUCAAGGAUGGGUGAUAGCUCACAGGGAGACAACAAUGUACAAAAAUUAGGUCCUGAUGAUGUGACUGUGGAUAUUGAUGCUAUAAGAAGGGUCUACAGCAGUUUGCUCUCUGAUGAAAAAAUAGAAACUGCCUUCCUGAAUGCACUUGUAUAUCUGUCACCUAAUGUGGAAUGUGAUUUGGCAUAUCAUAAUGUGUACACUCGAGAUCCUAAUUAUAUCAAUUUGUUCAUUAUUGUAAUGGAAAAUAGCAAUCUCCACAGUCCUGAAUAUCUGGAAAUGGCAUUGCCGUUAUUUUGCAAAGCUAUGAGUAAGCUACCCCUUGAAGGUCAAGGAAAACUGAUUAGGCUGUGGUCUAAAUACAGUGCUGACCAGAUUCGGAGAAUGAUGGAAACAUUUCAGCAACUUAUUACCUACAAAGUCAUAAGCAAUGAAUUUAAUAGCCGAAAUCUAGUGAAUGAUGAUGAUGCCAUUGUUGCUGCUUCAAAGUGUUUGAAAAUGGUUUACUAUGCAAAUGUAGUGGGAGGGGACGUGGACACAAAUCAUAAUGAGGAAGAUGAUGAAGAGCCUAUACCUGAGUCCAGUGAAUUGACACUUCAGGAGCUUCUGGGAGAGGAAAGAAGAAAUAAGAAAGGUCCUCGAGUGGAUCCACUAGAAACCGAAAUUGGUGUUAAAACUCUAGAUUGUCGAAAACCACUUAUCUCCUUUGAAGAAUUCAUUAAUGAACCACUGAAUGAUGUUCUAGAAAUGGACAAAGAUUAUACUUUUUUCAAAGUUGAAACAGAGAACAAAUUCUCUUUUAUGACAUGUCCCUUUAUAUUGAAUGCUGUCACAAAGAAUCUGGGAUUGUAUUAUGACAAUAGAAUUCGCAUGUACAGUGAAAGAAGAAUCACUGUUCUUUACAGCCUAGUUCAAGGACAGCAGUUGAAUCCAUAUUUGAGACUUAAAGUCAGACGUGACCAUAUUAUAGAUGAUGCACUUGUCCGGCUAGAGAUGAUCGCUAUGGAAAAUCCUGCAGACUUGAAGAAACAGUUGUAUGUGGAAUUUGAAGGAGAACAAGGAGUAGAUGAGGGAGGCGUUUCCAAAGAGUUUUUUCAGUUGGUUGUGGAGGAAAUCUUUAAUCCAGAUAUUGGUAUGUUCACAUAUGAUGAAGCUACAAGAUUAUUUUGGUUUAAUCCAUCUUCUUUUGAAACUGAGGGUCAAUUUACUCUGAUUGGCAUAGUCUUGGGUCUGGCUAUUUACAAUAACUGUAUACUGGAUGUCCAUUUUCCCAUGGUUGUGUACAGGAAGCUAAUGGGGAAAAAAGGAACGUUUUGUGACUUGGGAGACUCUCACCCAGUUUUAUAUCAGAGUUUAAAGGAUUUAUUGGAAUAUGAAGGGAAUGUGGAAGAUGAUAUGAUGAUCACUUUCCAGAUAUCACAGACAGAUCUUUUUGGUAACCCAAUGAUGUAUGAUCUAAAAGAAAAUGGUGAUAAAAUUCCAAUUACAAAUGAAAACAGGGAGGAAUUUGUCAAUCUCUAUUCAGACUACAUUCUCAAUAAAUCUGUAGAAAAACAAUUCAAGGCAUUUCGCAGAGGUUUUCAUAUGGUGACUAAUGAAUCACCCUUAAAAUACUUAUUCAGACCAGAAGAAAUUGAAUUACUUAUAUGUGGAAACCGGAAUCUCGAUUUCCAGGCACUAGAAGAAACUACAGAGUAUGAUGGUGGCUAUACAAAGGAAUCUGUUGUGAUUAGGGAGUUCUGGGAAAUUGUUCAUUCGUUUACAGAUGAACAGAAAAGACUUUUCCUGCAGUUUACAACAGGCACAGACAGAGCACCUGUUGGAGGACUCGGAAAAUUGAAGAUGAUUAUAGCCAAAAAUGGCCCAGACACAGAAAGGUUACCUACAUCUCAUACUUGCUUUAAUGUCCUUUUACUUCCGGAAUAUUCAAGCAAAGAAAAACUUAAAGAGAGAUUGCUGAAGGCCAUCACAUAUGCCAAAGGAUUUGGCAUGCUGUAAACAAAACAAAAACAAAAAGAAAAAAAGAAAAAAAUCAAAAAACUUAAUAAAUAUAAGAGGGAUAAUUUGAUGGUAAUAGUGUCCCAGUUCAACAAGGCUAUAAGAUAGUGAACCACAGUAGUCAUCUAUGUCUGUGCCUCCCUUCUUCAUUGGGGACAUUGUGGGCUGGAACAGCAGAUUUCAGCUGCAUAUAUGAACAAAUCCUUUAUUAUUAUUAUAAUUAUUUUUUUGCGUGAAAGUGUUACAUAUUCUUUCACUUGUAUGUACAGAGAGGUUUUUCUGAAUAUUUAUUUUAAGGGUUAAAUCACUUUUGCUUGUGUUUAUUACUGCUUGAGGUUGAGCCUUUUUGAGUAUUUAAAAUAUAUAUACCAACGAAACUAUUCUCGCAAGGAAAACAUUGCCACCAUUUGUAGACCAUGUAAUCUUCAAGUAUGUGGGUUUUUUUUGUUUGUUUGUUUUUUUUUUGUUUUUGUUUUUUUUUUUUGUCCCUGUAUCUAAGUCAAAUCAGAACUUUUUUUUUUUUUUUAACCAUUUGCUUUGAAACUUGAAGUUAAAAGGAAACAGUGUGGUGCAAGUACUGCUGUUCUAGCCCCAAGGAGUUUUCUGUACAAAAUUUUGAGAAUCAAUAAAGAUGGAAGGGAGAAUUUGGAAUGUUUGAACCACAUCCCUCAGAACUUUAGUAACAGCACAACAAAUUAAAACAACUCAUGCCACAGUACGUUGUCUUCAUGUGUCUUGCAAUGAACUGUUUCAGUAGCCAAUCCUUUUAGUAUAUGAAAGGACAGGGAUCUUUUUUAUUGUUGUUGUUGUUGUUGUUGUUGUUGUUGUUGUUUUUGUUGUUUAAGUUUACUGGGGAAAGUGCAUCUGGCCAAAUGAUAGGAUAGUCAAGCCUACUGCAACAAAAUUAGAAAGUUUGUUGUAUAAAUAAGCAUGUAAAAGUGCACUUAAAAUGAAUCUUUAUUAUUCCCGAGAUUUUAAAUAGACAAUCCAAAGUCUCCCCUUCUCUUGCCAUCAUCUUGUUUAAUCAACUAUUUUUCAAGGCACUCGAUCAGUGUUGCAGCAUAAUAGAAAGUCCAGCUACUGUGCCUUGUGUUAUUUAUUUACACAGUAAACAGGCCUGGAAAUGAAUGGAACUAGUACUCCUGAGAAUUAAAUUGUAUAUCCUCCAAAUUAAAAUUUACUUCAAAAGUGUUAAAGAAUUCAUGUCCUAUAUAUAAAAUACAAAUAGGCUUAGAUUGCUGGACAUUUAAUGUAGUUUCCCAUCCCUAGUCUUUUAUGUUUGUGAUGUUAAUUUCUUUUGUUGCAUAACAAAAUAAAAGAAUUAUGUAUUUUUAACUAAGGAGAGACAUACUGGUAUAUCAUUUUACUACAAGCUACAGAUAUCCUGUUGAGCUUGUGCCUUGAUUGUUUUAACAACUAGUACAAAUCAACCUGAUGUUUUAAAUUGGCAGGGAAUAAUUAAUUGUAGCUUUCAAAUCAUUGGAAGGGGAAAAGGAUGUCUUUUAGGAUUAUUUUCCUUCUUGUAGUAGUUGAGGCAGAGCUAUUAUUUACUGUAAUGCUAAAUGAAACAGUGGCUUAAAUACUUUAAUGGGAAAAAAGAACACAGUGCGUUCCAUAUUGUGAUAAGGUAAUGCGAGGUUUUUCCUUUUUUUUCUGAGCUAGCCUUUAGAACACUGUUGUGGUAUGUAUGCUACCUUGAUUAUAGGACCCCCUAAAUGUGACUAUAGUCAUCGUAAUGGGCAUCUAGUCCACUGUGCUUCUUAUGUAUUAUGAAAGUGAUAAGAAGACAAAUUAAGUGGGUAUAUUUUAUAAAAUAAAUUCAUGAAGAGAUUUGUGUUCUUCAGUUCUCAAGUUUAUUAUCACUACAGUAUUGAAGUAGUUGUGAUACUAUAUCUGUGUGAAAGUUUUGAAAUGAUAAUAUAGAUUAUCAAACAGAAGUAACAUCAGUAUAUUUAAAAGAAAGUGAAAGCAAAUAAACCUAAAAUGUUUUCAGAGGUAAAAAUACAUUCUCACUUGCUUCCUAGUCAGUUUUUCUUGGCAUGUUGCCACAUUAUUAUGGCUGCCUUUUCAUCAUUGCUUUUCUAGAUUGUCAUGGAACAAUAUUUCCGAGUUAAAAAAAUACCUCUUACUAUAGUAGAACAUAUCAAACUUACAGCAUAAAAGCACAGUCUGGAGCAAAAUUUUUCUGGAGACUUGGCAGCUGCAGCAAACAAAUUGAGUGUCUGUACAUAUUGUGGUCUAUAAGUUAAUUGUGUGAUCAAAUUCAUUUGUAAUAACCUUACCUUUAUUUGGAAGUACAUCCCUGUGUAGGAACGUAUAUAUCAAAAGAAACUUAUAAAUGAGGCUUCAGAGAACCUGUUCAUAUUGACGUGUGGCACAUGCAUCACUGGGCAGCAUCACUCCCUGUUUCCAUAAGGUGGCUAUGCUGAAAUCAACCUCUUAAAGAAUUAUUUUCUCAAGAAUCCAUAUAACCUAGAAAAAGAAGUGUUUUACUGAGGCUACUCUUUCUGAUGUUCAUCCUUUAACUUCUUAUCCCAAGGCUUAUUUUUAUCCUUUCUACCCUUCCCAGGCCCCCCAGAAUUAAAUAAUUGAUGAUGAUGAUGAUGAUGAUGAUGAUGAUGAUGAUGAUGAUGAUGAUGAUGAUGAUGAUGGUGAUGAUGAUGAUAGUAACUUCCAUUCUCUUAUCUUUUCUUCUCUUACUCAAUGUCAGAGUGUAAAACAACCCCUGGUGUUUGGUGGGGAAAAUAUUUACACAAUACAGACAAAGGCCUUUUUUUUCUCUUCCCCUUUCAAAUCAGAAAAUAGACUUUAAUAACAGUUACAAGAAGGUUUGGGUGUAUGUAUGUACUGCAUUUCUCUAUGUAAAGGCUGCUAAUCCAGGGAUAUUUCACUGAAAAUAUACUUGGAAUGAUACUAAUAGUUUCCAUUUGCCAGAAUAAAGAACUCUUGUUUUUAACCCGUGAUAGGUUGAGGUAAAGCUUCCUGAAAGGCUUACUUUUCCAUCCCAACUCAUAGACUCCUUGUGUGGGUAUUCUGCUGAUUAUACUUAGAAUUAAUUCCUCUGAACUUUCUGUUCAACCUCAAUAAUUCCCAAAGAUUUUUCUCUCGUUUCAUAUCUUGUGGGUCUCAUAUCUCAUAUCAAAUCAGACCCGCAUUUCUAGUACAUCAUCCUGGUACCUCAAAGUAAGUGUAGUACAAAACAGUACCUAUAAAAACAAAAUUCUUAAUCUUGUAUCUCCUAGCCAUUUUUUGUUACUACCUUUAAAACUGUCAAUUUUGAGGCCUGGUGAGGUGGCUUAGUGGGUAAAGGUGAUCACUAUACAAAACUUGACCUGAAUACUCUGCCUAGACCCUACAUAAACAUAGAAGGAAAGAACUCCACAAAGUUGUCCUCUGACCUUUCUACAUGUACCAUGUCUUUUGCUGUUCUCUACCCUCUCACAGUUUAUGCAUAUAUAGGUUGUCAGUUAUUUUCUCUCAAACCUAUUUAAUUUUACUUUAUUUCAGGGCCAAAUCCUUUGAUUUACUCAGGUUAUUUUCCUAACUGAACUACUACUACUAAUUCUUUUCAUUUUUGUUUUUUGGUAUGUAUGGGUACUUCCCCUUCAAAUAACUUGUACAGAUGGAUUUCUGCAUACUUUCCUAGUGCCUCCUGUUCACCAGCAUCCCUUUACAUCCCUACUCAAAAUUCCUUUACUUAGAUUUUCUUUAUACAACACACAUAUUCUUUCAGUUGGACUUUUGAAAGUACCAUGCUCAAAAAGACUUCUCUCCUUAGUGUAAUAGCAGCCUGCAUAUCCCUAGUGAAUCACAUUUAUGGAACAGUUGAGGAGGCCUUCAGAAGUGUGUGUCCUUCCUUUUUUUCUGUGUGUUUUAGCUUUGAUAUUGUCCCAUUAUUAUUUUGCUUAAAGCAUUUUCUUUUAUGGAAUCUGAGUAAAUUCAUAGUGGAAAUUACCUUGUACUGAUCCCUCUGUCUCUUAGGUAGUAGGCAGAUACUCAUUAAUCAAGAAAUAUACACGUUUCUUGAAUAGAUUUUCUGCAAUCACAGUAUCAGCUCCUGGAAAAAGGAGUCAGUGAGUUGGAAAAGAUGAGAUCAUUGAAAGCAAGACAGUUUUUUAACUCUACAUCUUGACUUCUGGUGUACUCUGGCAAUCUAGACCACCUUCCUAUGUCACUCACACUCUCUUUUAUCCCAGCAGACAUGGCAACUGAUACCUUAAGUCUUUCUGCUGUUGCUAACUAGCCCCUCAAAUUCUCAUGGAGGAAUCAUCUAGACUCUGUUCUCUGUAAAUAUGUGAGUCAUAUUUAACAUUUUCUUGAACAGUAAAGUACAAAGUCCUGUAAAUUCUGACAAGAACUUUCAGUGACUGCCAAAUGCUUGUGCUCAUGAUCCUUCAUUUUCACAAAAUAGAUGAGUCACUGUGACUUGAGGUUAUAAACCUUACCAAAAGUCAUACCGACAAGAAAAGGGAUGACAAAUGCUAAGAGGGUGGGUCCACAUGACCAUCUAAAAUUUGUCAUCUUUCUUUUGCAAAAUCAAAGAACUAAAUUAAACAACAAAUUAAGAUGCUUAAGCUGACAUGCAUGGAACCUGGGAUCAUUAUCCUGAUUUUCGAUUACCCAAUUACACAUAGAAAAAAUGAUAGGGAAGGUAGCUGGAAUACAGUACACAUUGGUUGAGGUUGUAGCCUUCAGUCAAAUGACUCUGAAUCUUAGUAUUGGCCCUGUAAUUCCCUUGACUUGGAUUAUUCCCACUCCUACCUUAUCUCUGGUUAUGUGGCUUCAGUAGAAUUACCUUGCAGGUGGUAACUAACAUCUUGGAAAACAUCCUGAGAGCAGUUCUCCCAGCAUUUGCUUGUUAACUUGAGAGAGAGAGAGAGAGAGAGAGAGAGAGAGAGAGAGAGAGAGAGAGAGAGAGAGAGAGAGAGAGAAGAGAAUGCCUGUAAUAAAGACUUAUUUUGGAAUAGUUGACCUUAUAUCAUCCAAGUUGAAGAAUUGUGUUUUCCCAUAUCUUUGAGAUAAAAUCCACAUAGUAUAAAGUUUACCAAUUUAAAGUGUAAAGUUUGUGGUUACAGUAUAUUCACAGAUUUGUGAAAUUGUCUUUAUAUAAUUCCAGAGCAUUUUCAUCGCUGUAAAAAGUUUUCUGUACCCAUGAAGAGUGACUGCCUGUUCUUAACCCUCAACCCCUGGCAACUACUCAUCUUCGUAUGCUUAUGAAUUUACCUAUUUUGGACAUUUCAUGUUAAUGGAGCCAUACAAUAUGUGGCCUUUUUGUCUGUUUUGCCACCUUCCCCAAAGUAAUGAGUUCAAACUACAUCUGUGUUGUAGCAUGUACUGGUACUCUUUCUUUUGUGGCUGAAUAUUGUCAUAUUGAUAUACUGUAUCUUUUUUUGCUUGUUCUUUUGGUUGUGGAUACUUGUGUUCUUUCUGCUUUGCAUAUUAUGAAUACUACAACUGUGAACACUUUGUGUACAUGUUUUCAUUUCUCUUAUGUCUUAAGCAUCUUAUGGUUUUAGUUCGUAAAUUUAGGUCUUUGAUCCAUUUUUGCAUGUGGUGCAUUGUAGGUGUCCAGUUUCAUUCUUGAAUAUGUGGAUAUCUAGUAGAACAAUACCUAAUUGUUAAAAAUACUAAUAAUAAUUUCUUUAUGAAUGGGCUUGGUAUCCUUGUCAGAAACACAUAUAAAAGUGACUAAUAUAAAUAUGGCUAGUUUUGGACUCUUCAACUUUAUUCCAUUGUCCUGUGUGUCUCUCUUCUUGUGCCAGUACCAUACUGUCUUAAUUACUGUAGCUAUAUAGUAAGCUUUGAAUUUAGGAUAUAUUAGGUCUCUAGCUUUGUUCUACAUCAAGAUCAUUUUACCUAUUCUGAGUCCCUUGCAGUCCACAUGGAUUUUAGGAUUUAUUUAAUUUCUACAUAAAAAGCAUCUGUGAUUUUGAUAGUAUUUGUGUUGAAUCAAUACAUCAGAUUGAAGUAUGGUGGUAUUUUAACAGUAUUAAAUUUUCUAAUCCAUAAACAUGGAGUGUCUUUCCAUUUAUUUAGGUUUGUAAUUUCCUUUAAUGUUGUUCUUAUAGAUUUCAGUGUAUACAUCUUGGCUUUUUUGGGUUAAAUGUUUUUCACUUGAUGCUAUUAUAAAACAACUUUUUUAAAAAAAAUAUUUGUUUGGAUUACUCAUUGUACAUCUAGAAAGAAUUGAUAUUCGUGUAUUAACCUUACAUACCAUAGCUAUUCUGAACUGAUUUUGUUUUUAAAAUUUUUUAUAUAAGAUUGUGCAUCUGUGAAUAUAAAUACUUUUGUUUCCUCUCCAAUCUGAAUUAUUUUUAUUUGAUUUCCCUGCCUAAGUGCCCUGGCUAGCACAUCCAGUAUAUAGAAGUAAAUAGAAGUGGCAAGAGUGUACAACUUUUCUUGUUUCUGAUUGUAGUGGGAAAGCUUUAGGCCUUUCACCAUUAAAUAUGUUGUUAGCUGUGGGAUUUUCAUAGAUGCUGCAAGUUGAGAAAUAUUCCAUCUAUUCCUACCUUACUGAGUCUUUUUUUUUUUUUAAUCAAAAAGGGUAUUGAAUUUUGUCAAAUGCUUCUGUAUCUAAAAAGGUUGUCAUGUAGUUUUUGUCCUUUAUUGAUAUGUUGUAUUACAUUGAUGGAAUUUUUGUAUUGAACGAACCUUGCAUUCCUGGAAUAACCCCACUUGUCUAUGCUAUAUAAACCAUUUUCUAUGCUGCUGGA